Molecule: messenger RNA, 2811 nt
Organism: Homarus americanus (American lobster)
Lineage: Eukaryota; Metazoa; Arthropoda; Malacostraca; Decapoda; Nephropidae
Product: ancylostoma secreted protein-like
Exons: 8
Coding region: 296-1570 (424 amino acids)
Cellular component (GO): extracellular region
Source: RefSeq, a predicted model, not a curated record
CCUUACACAAGGUUCACCAUUGUUGACAAAUAUUUACCAGCUAAUCCUCGUCUCUUUCAUAUAGGAUAAGACUCUCAGUUCUGGACAACUACCUGGAGUUUAAGUCCUGUUUAGCUGCGACUUUCUCAUUAUAGAAGAAGGCGUGUGAGUGUCCAGCGUGUGUGAAGUGUUGGGUAAUGUGCAGCAGUGGCAGAGUUGGAGCAGGUGUAGCUAUUAUGUGUAAGGAUCAGGUGCAGCUACUUGUGUGAGGUAAGGGAGUGUACAGUACUGUGUUGUGAGAGACGUGAGGGGCAGCAUGACGGGCGUGAGACAGCUGACGGUGCUGCUGGCCACCUACCUCCUCCUACCCGCUGGUGACGUGGGGAAGGUGGAAGCAGCCAAAAGGUGUAAAUUUAAUGGAAUUAAAUACAAGUCUGGUGAGGUGGUGUUGGAGCUGGGGGAGGCGUGCAUCACCAUCCAGUGUCAACGUAAGGUGAGCCAGAACAGUAAACCCUCCAAGCACGUAGAGCUGAUACUUCUUCCCAAGCCACUCACCUCCUGUACCUGCACCACAACCUCCAAGGCCUCCACCAACCUCAGGAGCCUCUACAUCCCUAGUGCCUCUGACCCACAGCACAGGGAUCUGAACUCUGUGUACCCUUGGUGGAAGAAAGAAAGAAAGAAUCGUCCUUGGUACAAGACAAAGCGAGCAAGUAGGAAAAAAAGGACAAAGAAAUGUAUGUAUAAUAAAGGUAAAUACAUUGCCGGGGAAACAGUAUUAAAUUUCCCUGAGCGAUGCCUGGACCUUAUCUGCAGGAAGGUCACCAAAAACAAGAGUGAACUGGCUGUACAAUACAAGAACAACUGUACCUGCUCUGACCCUUUAGAUCCUGGGCAAGAAGAUGGACAGUGUAAAUAUGCCAAGUUCACCCCAGACCACUCCUUCUGUCAGCCAAAAAACUCUGAUUGUGGGAUCAAGUUUGGAGGAGUAACUAAUACAGAGAAGAAAAAUAUUCUUCAAGUGCACAAUGAAUUUCGAAACAAGGUGGCACGGGGAGAGGAAGAGAGAGGCUCCCCGGGACCUCAACCAUCUGCUGCUAACAUGUUGGAGCUAGUGUGGAAUGAUGAACUGGCACAGGUGGCUCAGGCGUGGAGUAACACCUGCCCAACUGGCCAUGACUGCCAGAUGUGCCGCCACCUGCUCGACAGGGACUACGUUGUUGGUCAGAACCUCUAUUGGUCGUGGGGCUUCAAUGACACCGAGGAAUGGAAAUUUGCCAUUACAUCCUUUUACGAUGAGGUGGUUGAUGUGCCGAAGACUCUGGUGGACAAGUACCAAUCACUAAAUAUAUCCAGGCCCAUUGGUCACUACACACAGCUUGUAUGGGCAGAGACACAGGAAGUGGGAUGUGGGGCUGUGUACCAUGGCCCUUGUGUCUAUGGCAUUCUGAAUUUUAACUUUUGCAAGACCUAUGUGUGUAACUAUGGCCCUUCUGGUAACUUUUUGGGACGUCCCGUGUACAAGGUGGGGCCUCCAGCUUCCCAGUGUCCUACCGAGGUGUCUCCUACAUACAAGGGCCUCUGCAAGUGACUUUCUGGUACUCAUGAGGACUGAAAGUGAAAAAUGGUUAUGGGGAAACUAUGUGUUCCAAAAUACAAUAAUCAAAAUGUAACUCUCAUAUAACUAUCACCAACAAUGUUACUAUGUGUACUGUAGUGUCUUCAUCCUGAACCUUGAGUCAGGAGACAUAACUUAUGGACUAAUUUUGAGGCCAUGAUGAUGGAUGGUCUCCUAAACUCAGAGAUGGAUUUUUGCUGUCAUUGUUUAUACCCUGGUAGGCAAUGUCUAACAUUCAAUGGAUCAAUGACCAGUUAACACAAAAUAAGAUGAUCAGCAUUCCAAGAACAAGAGGCAACUAUCUUUGAGGUAUCUAAUGCUUUAAGAUACAGUAUUGAGUGUGAUGGUUCUUGGUACUGUAUAUGGUUGCUAAUUAAGAUGAUUGUUAAAGUGCAUCACUACAGCCAGGGUUAUGGCAUCACUUGUAAUAUUUCCCUACAUUAUUCAAGCUCAUGUUAAGGAUGAUGAUGAUAGACUCAAAAAACUGCAUCACAACAGUUCAGGAGCGAGAAACAAUCAACCCAUAAUCUUGUGACCAUUAGUAAAAUUUAUCUAGUGUCAGAUAUUUCUUUCUUUUUAUUAAUGCCAUCGUGUGGAAUCAAUAAAUACGAGAAUGAUCAACAAAAAUGGAGUUAAGGAAGUCUGUGAGUGACUCUACAGCGAUGUUGAAAGAUAUUAACACAUACUAAUACUGUCUUGUGGAGUUCCUUCUUCAACUGGCCAAGCCAGAGGAACCUAGUGAGUUAAUAACCAUCACAGGACCAUUCACUUGGGUCCUACCCUAAAAUAGACACAUAAUACUAAAAGAUAAAGUCAAAUAUUAAAUGUAAAUAUGUCUGUGUCAUAUAUCCCCAGUCAUUUUUCCUUGAUAUUAUUUCUUAAGAUCCUUUUUCUUUAAUAAAUAUGACUCAACAUUUUAACAGUGAUUUAUUUCAAAAAUUAAAUAUUUACAAAAUGUUACUGGAGUGUAAAUUAUUCUACAAUACAAAAUAUAACUGUAUAAAAUGUGCAAAGUGAGAAAACAGAGCAAGUGAAAAGAAACAAACUGUACUGUACUAGAAGUAUUGUUUAGCAAAUACAGUGUGUUGGAAGUUAUCUAAUAGGCUGCAGUACAGAUAAGAGAACCAAACAGAAUAACACCGCUACUUUAUCUACAGUGAUUUCAUGAACAGAGGCCAAGCUAUUUUUCACCACAGUAACAAAUUUUAAUAAUC